Molecule: messenger RNA, 433 nt
Organism: Radiomyces spectabilis
Lineage: Eukaryota; Fungi; Mucoromycota; Mucoromycetes; Mucorales; Radiomycetaceae
Exons: 1
Coding region: 48-386 (112 amino acids)
Source: RefSeq, a predicted model, not a curated record
CACGAGGCGACUCUGAUUAUAAAAACGUCUAUUCUUUUCCUCCCAACAUGCUUCCACAAAAGCAGCAAGCAUUUAAAUUCGUAAUUCGCUCCAAAAUAACCAGUGACGAUUCUUCAGCGGAGCCGCAACACAAUUUAUCGGAACAAACAACCAGCGAUAAUGCCAAAUCAAAACCCGUCGACAUGCCGCCAGUAUUGAGCGAAGAAACUGAACGGAAGCGGAAACGGACCGACAAAGAUGUUAUUCCUAUUGCAUCAAAAAAGGUGUCUUAUCACAUUACGUCCUUCAUCCAACCAAUAUUACUCAACAGCAAUAUCAUGUUAUGGCCAAUCAACCUUAGAUUCACAGCCAAUUACAGAAAUGGAAUCAAAAAAAGGAAGAGCUGAAACUCGAUGCGGAAGAAAACCCUGGUGUUGAGCAGCCGACCAACGAC